AUAUCUUAUAUCUUUUUCUUCUUUAUAUUAUUUAAAAAUGUCACAAUUAGAUCCUUUUAUUGUAUAUACUGUUAAAUUAGCUAUGGAUUUUAAAUCCUCUACUGCUACUACUUCACCCUUUACUACUGUUGAUACUAAAAAUUGUGUUCAUCCACAAGACGAUCCUAACCAUCCUUUAUUCCCGGAAACAAUUGCUCGUAUCUUGUCUAUAAAGUCAUCAUCAUUCAAUUUAGGCAAAAAAGCUCCAAAGUUAAUAAAAGAAAACAUAUUAAGCUUGUUAUAUCAUGCAGAUGAACAAUGGAUACAAAGUAUAAAAGAAUUAUCAAAUAUAAAUACUUCAAUUGAAAAUGCAGUUAACCAUGUUCAUUAUCAACAAUGUAUCUUCUUUGAUACUCUUUAUAUUCUUCAAAAAACUAUGUUUAAUACAACACAAUCUUCUGUUAUCUCCAUGAAUCAUCUUCUUUCUAGUCCAAAACGCUUUAAUGAAUCUAUCUGGUUUGCUGCUCAAGUACUUUAUCAUGAUUGUCAAAUACGUCAUCUUGAGUAUUUUACGGAUGUUUUACAACCUUUAGCUAUCCAGUUAUAUAAAGCUGUAGAGGGACUUCGAUUUCAAUUAUAUGAUACAUUAGUGAAGCAGAAUGAAAUAAAGAAACGCUAUGAUGAAACAAAGUCAUUGUAUAGAAACAUGACAAAACGAUUCUCUAUCUGGGGUCUCUUUAAUACCACCUCAACUCCUCCUAUCAUUGCUUCAUUCUACAAGAGUAAAGAGCAUAUUCAGUUUUUACAGACUGAACUAGGAUCUGCUAUGCUAAACUUGAUAGAUCACUGGACUCAAUUUGAAAACAAACUAUAUGCAUGCUAUGUUCAUGCCGUCUUUGGUGAUGAACAUCACAUGCUGCAACAAGAGAGAGAGAAAGAGAGAGUGAAUAUCAUUCUACCCAACUUGGUCAUUUCGAAUUCAUUCUAUCAUCAUGAUACAUUUACACAGUUACUACCAUUCACGUUAGAACGAGCUAUCAAGCAGGAUAUCAUAGAUAUCACCAUGAUUCAAUCAUUUGAUCCUAUUGCCUUUGUCGCCUUACCUCGUCUUGCUAUCUUGGCUGGUGUCACUUGGUUAUCUCAUUUGACAGGUUGGCGAUCUUAUCAUUCGACCAACAAAAAAAAUUUUGAAUGGGGGGCUCCUGAAUGGAUUCAAUCACAUCAUGAUACAAUGGACUCUAUCAAGACUGCUUUAUUACGUUUAGAGAUUGAAUUAUUAAAGUCACAAUCAGAGGACUCACAUCAUACAUUUGUUAAAAUAUAUCAAAGAUUAGAAAAGGCGUUAGUUUAUGGACAAGAACAGAAACAAAGAAAAGAAGAAGAAGAGGAUGAAAUUGAUUUAUUAGAAAAAGAAAUUUACUUAGAUAUUUGUCUUGUUGCUGAUUCUCUUUUAUCAAAUCAUUAUUCGCAGUCAUUUAAUAUUAUUUUAUGUCAAUUAUUUAAAUACAUUGGUUCACACUAUGAAAUUGAUUUAAUGGGUCAAGAAGAAGAACCAGUAGUAGAUGCUCAACCACUUGAAUUAACGCUAUUAGAAUUAGCUAUAUAAUAAAAUUGUACACUAUGAUAAAAGAAAAAAGAAAGAAAACUAUAAUCAUUUUAUAUUCAUAUUAAAGACGGCUAUUGAGGAAUCAUAAACAAUAAAGACUCCCAU
Messenger RNA from Cokeromyces recurvatus, 1690 nucleotides. RefSeq lists its product as uncharacterized. The record is from RefSeq and is a predicted model, not a curated record. NCBI's taxonomy places the organism in Eukaryota, Fungi, Mucoromycota, Mucoromycetes, Mucorales, Mucoraceae. The coding region runs from base 38 to 1585 and encodes 515 amino acids. The transcript has 2 exons.